CCGCUCCAUAGAUCGAUGUUCUGUGGAGGAAGAGGACAGUCCUGGUGCUCAUCUGGCUUACAGAUCAGAACUUUAACUGGAUCACAGACGUUCAGAAUGAUGCGUGUGCUUGUGGGGUUUCUGCUGGCCUUCGUGGCCUUGCUUCAUGCUGGAUACUCUGAACCUCAGACCCAAGAGAACUUUGAUGUAAACCGGUUUAUGGGGAAAUGGUUUGAUAUAGCCGGGGCGUCUACCUGCCCUUGGCUCAAGCGUCAUAAGGGUGAAGCAGCCAUCGGCUCUCUGGAGCUGAAGUCCUCUGGAUCAUCAGAGAUGAUCAGCAUGACCCGCACAUCUUUCAGGCACGGCACCUGCAAGUCCAUCAGUGGAGAAUAUCAGAUGACCACAACACCAGGAAAAUUCAGAUAUCAUGUUUCCAAGUGGAAUGCUGAUGUUGAUGUCUAUGUGGUUGACACAAACUAUGAUGAGUAUGCACUGGUGGUGAUGUAUAAACAGAAGUCGGGAGGUGAAAAAGUGGGAUCUGUGAAACUCUACGGUCGUACUAUGGAGCUGCGACCCACUCUCAUCGAAGACUUCAAGGCUCUUGUGGCUGAACAGGGAAUGAGUGAAGAGACCAUAGUUAUGAAGAAAAACAAAGGUGAAUGUGUUCCAGGUGAGCAGCUCAUGCCAGAGACACAGAUCCAGAGGGCGAGGAGGAAUGUGGUUGUGCCGCCCCCUGGAGAGGGAUCGGGCAAUCACACGCCCAUGUUCAGAGCAGCUGAAGCCUGUAAGGCCCCGGUCGACUCCGGUCCGUGUUUUGGAAUGUUACAGCGCUACUUUUACAACUCGUCCAUCAUGACCUGUCAGAUGUUCACCUACGGAGGCUGUUUGGGGAACCACAAUAACUUUGUGACAGAGAAGGAGUGUAUGCAGAGCUGUCGCACUAAGGCUAGCUGUAGACGCCCAAUUGACUCUGGUCCCUGUAAAGCUUUCAUAGACCUGUGGGCCUUUGAUUCAUCUGUCAAGAAGUGUGUGGCCUUCAAAUAUGGAGGCUGUGGUGGCAACGGAAACAGAUUCUACAGCCAGAAAGAGUGUAAUGAAUACUGUGGUGCUAUAAGAGAUAAUGCUUCUUGUAGACUCCCCAUUGACUCUGGUCCCUGUGAAGCUCUCAUAUCCCUGUGGGCCUUUGAUUCAUCUGUUAAGAAGUGUGUGUCCUUCAACUAUGGAGGCUGCAAGGGCAACGGAAACAGAUUCAACAGCCAGAAAGAGUGUAAUGAAAACUGCGGUGCUAUAAGAGAUAAUGCUUCUUGUAGACUCCCCAUUGACUCUGGUCCCUGUGAAGCUCUCAUAUCCCUGUGGGCCUUUGAUUCAUCUGUUAAGAAGUGUGUGUCCUUCAACUAUGGAGGCUGCAAGGGCAACGGAAACAGAUUCAACAGCCAGAAAGAGUGUAAUGAAAACUGCGGUGCUAUAAGAGAUAAUGCUUCUUGUAGACUCCCCAUUGACUCUGGUCCCUGUGAAGCUCUCAUAUCCCUGUGGGCCUUUGAUUCAUCUGUUAAGAAGUGUGUGUCCUUCAACUAUGGAGGCUGCAAGGGCAACGGAAACAGAUUCAACAGCCAGAAAGAGUGUAAUGAAUACUGCGGUGUUAUAAGAGAUAAUGCUUCUUGUAGACUACCCAUUGACUCUGGUCCCUGUGAAGCUCUCAUAUCCCUGUGGGCCUUUGAUUCAUCUGAUAAGAAGUGUGUGUCCUUCAACUAUGGAGGCUGCAAGGGCAACGGAAACAGAUUCAACAGCCAGAAAGAGUGUAAUGAAAACUGCGGUGUUAGGAUGAGAUAAUGGUAAGAUCUGUUUCUGGAAGACCUUUAAUUUGAUGUACUCUUCAUCCUUCAACAGUCGAUGUGUUAAAGGGAUAGUUCACCCAAAAAUAAAAACUGUCAUCUAUUCACCAUCAUGUCUUUCAAAACCUGUAUACGACCCGUUGUUCUGUGUAACACCGAUAUUUUGUGAAAUGUGGUGGCUUUGUUCCCACACAAUGGGAGCCCAUGUUGUUUGGGAACCACUGUUCUUCAAAAUAUAUAUUUUUAGUUUGGAAUGACAUCAGCGUGAAUAUUAUUUUUAGUUGAACUAAACUUAUCCAGUAAUCGGAUUGAGAACCACUGAUUUAUAUCAUUGUUGUAAAAAUAAAAACUUUUUGGAUGAGAAA
Molecule: messenger RNA, 2176 nt
Organism: Triplophysa dalaica
Lineage: Eukaryota; Metazoa; Chordata; Actinopteri; Cypriniformes; Nemacheilidae
Product: protein AMBP-like
Exons: 13
Coding region: 16-1809 (597 amino acids)
Cellular component (GO): cell surface; plasma membrane
Molecular function (GO): serine-type endopeptidase inhibitor activity
Source: RefSeq, a predicted model, not a curated record